AUGAAGUUCUUUAUCGAUGAUUUGCCGGUGAUUUUCCCGUAUCCCAAGAUCUACCCCGAACAGUAUCAGUAUAUGUGCGAUAUCAAGAAAACUCUUGAUGCUGGAGGCAAUAGUAUCUUAGAAAUGCCUUCAGGAACAGGGAAGACUGUCUCUCUGCUGUCUUUAGCGGUGGCAUAUCAGACUCAUUAUUCGGAACACCGCAAAAUUAUCUACUGUUCUCGUACUAUGUCUGAAAUCGAAAAAGCGUUGGUUGAACUGGAGUCAUUGAUGGAUUACAGAGCCAAAGAACUCGGAUACAGAGAGCAAUUUCGCGGUCUGGGGUUGACCAGUAGGAAGAACCUCUGUCUAAAUCCAAAAGUUCGCAAGGAGAGGAAAGGUACGGUGGUCGAUGAAAAAUGUCGCCGGAUGACCAACGGUCAAGAGAAACGUAAACUCGAGCAAGACCCCAAUGCAAAUGUCGAGCUCUGCGAUUUCCACGAAAACUUGUAUUCUAUGGAGCCCGAAAACUACGUCCCCAUAGGUGUCUACUCUUUUGAAAAGCUAAUAAAAUAUUGUGAAGAAAGAACGAUGUGCCCGUAUUUCACUGUACGUCGUAUGAUUUCUAUGUGCAACAUAAUGAUUUACUCCUAUCAUUAUCUUUUAGAUCCCAAAAUUUCAGAAAGAGUGUCUAGGGAGGUCUCCGGAGAUGCCAUUGUGAUCUUCGACGAAGCUCAUAACAUUGAUAACGUUUGCAUCGAGUCGUUGUCACUAGACUUGACAAAUGAUGUUCUAAGGCGUGCCACCAAGGGUGCUAAUAACUUGACGGAAAAAAUACAGGAAGUGAGGCAAGUUGACUCUCAAAAACUACAAGACGAAUAUGAAAAACUUGUUAAUGGGCUUCGCGCUCACGACAUGUUAGGUACUUCAGAGGAACCUCCUGUAGAAUCACCAGUACUUUCUCAAGAUUUACUGACGGAGGCAAUCCCCGGUAACAUCAGAAGAGCCGAGCACUUCGUGUCAUUUUUGAAAAGAUUUAUCGAAUACUUGAAAACGAGAAUGAAGGUUUUGCACGUAAUUUCAGAAACGCCGAACUCAUUUCUACAACACUUGAAACAGCUCACUUUCAUUGAAAAAAAACCUCUUAGAUUCUGUUCUGAGCGUCUGUCACUUCUAGUAAGAACUCUGGAAGUAUCAGAAAUCGAGGAGUUUAAUGCUCUGAAGGAUAUCGCCACAUUUGCAACCUUGAUUUCAACCUAUGAAGAAGGAUUUGUGUUGAUCAUUGAGCCAUACGAAAUCGAGAAUGCUGCAGUACCUAACCCUAUCAUGCGAUUUACAUGUCUGGAUGCCUCGAUUGCAAUCAAGCCAGUUUUUGAAAAAUUCUCCUCUGUGAUUAUUACAUCCGGAACCAUAUCACCGCUGGACAUGUACCCUAAAAUGUUAGACUUUGAGACUGUAUUACAAGAGUCUUACGCAAUGACUUUAGCAAAAAAAUCUUUCCUACCUAUGAUUGUCACCAAAGGAUCUGACCAAGUUGCCAUCUCUUCUAGAUUUGAAAUUAGAAAUGAUCCUAGUAUUGUAAGAAACUACGGCUCAAUGUUGGUGGAAUUUGCGAAAAUAACCCCCGACGGUAUGGUCGUAUUCUUCCCUUCUUACCUAUACAUGGAGAGCAUUAUAUCUAUGUGGCAAACAAUGGGCAUAUUGGAUGAGGUCUGGAAAUAUAAAUUAAUUUUAGUAGAGACCCCCGACGCUCAAGAAACAUCACUGGCACUUGAGACGUAUCGCAAAGCAUGCUCCAAUGGGCGUGGUGCGAUUUUACUAUCAGUCGCACGAGGUAAAGUUUCAGAGGGUAUUGAUUUUGACCACCAAUUUGGGAGAACAGUACUCAUGAUUGGAAUACCAUUUCAAUACACGGAGUCGCGUAUAUUGAAGGCUCGUCUCGAAUUUUUGAGAGAGCACUAUCAAAUCAGAGAAAAUGACUUCCUUUCUUUUGACGCCAUGAGGCACGCUGCUCAAUGUUUAGGCAGAGUUUUGAGAGGUAAGGAUGAUUAUGGAGUCAUGGUGCUUGCAGAUAGGAGAUUUGCUCGUAAGAAAAACCAAUUGCCAAAAUGGAUAGCCCAAGGUUUAUCUGAUGCCGAUGUUAAUUUAUCCACAGAUAUGGCCAUUGCUAACACAAAGCAGUUUUUAAGAACCAUGGCUCAACCGACAGAUCCCAAGGAUCAAGAAGGCGUUUCUCUAUGGAGUUACGAACAACUGCUAAAGUUCCAAAAUGAGCAGCAAAAGAAGGCACAAGGAUUCGAGCCGGCUCCUGCUCAAAAAAGCAACAGCAUUGAAUUGGAAGACAUGGAAGGAGACGUUCAAAUGCAAUAG
This is a messenger RNA of Lachancea nothofagi CBS 11611, 2346 nucleotides long. The record is from the annotation of a GenBank genome assembly. NCBI's taxonomy places the organism in Eukaryota, Fungi, Ascomycota, Saccharomycetes, Saccharomycetales, Saccharomycetaceae.